Messenger RNA from Setaria italica (foxtail millet), 1394 nucleotides. RefSeq names its product GDSL esterase/lipase At4g16230. Bases 56 to 1162 code for a protein of 368 amino acids. NCBI's taxonomy places the organism in Eukaryota, Viridiplantae, Streptophyta, Magnoliopsida, Poales, Poaceae. The record is from RefSeq and is a predicted model, not a curated record. Gene Ontology annotation, molecular function: hydrolase activity, acting on ester bonds. The transcript is spliced from 3 exons.
UCGUACAGCCACUGCAUCAACAAUUUUGCUAGCUAAUAAGCUCUGCAAGUUGGCCAUGGGCGAUGAUCUUGUGCUCUGCCUGCUUGUGGUAUCGAUGCAAGUGCUGGUUCCCGUCGUCGUCGCCAGCCGACGGCCGCCGGCGAUCUACGUGUUCGGGGACUCGACGCUGGACGUGGGCAACAACAACUACCUGCCGGGGAAGGACGUCGCCAGGGCCAACCGGUCUCCCUACGGCGUCGACUUCCCCGGAGUUCCCACCGGAAGGUUCAGCAACGGCUAUAACACAGCUGACUACGUUGCAAGGAGCAUGGGUUUUGUGAGUAGCCCUCCGCCUUACCUGUCGCUGGCAAAGAGCUCCAGCCUUCUUGUCCUGACCGCUCUCACCGCUGGCGUCAGCUACGCUUCCGGAGACGCUGGCAUCCUCGACUCCACUAACCCCGGCAAAACCAUCUCGUUGUCGAGGCAGGUGCACUACUUCAAUGCUACCAAGUCCAAGAUGGCCUCCACGCUGGGCUCCCGCGCGGUGAACGCCAUGCUCUCCAGGUCCAUCUUCCUCGUCGGCGUCGGCAGCAACGACCUCUUCGUGUUCGCGGCCGCGCAGCAGAACAGGUCGGCCGCGGAGCGGCAGAGCGACGACGUCGCCGCGUUCUACGCCAGCGUCGUCUCCAGCUACUCGGCCACCAUUCAGGAGCUCUACAAGCUGGGCGCCAGGAGGUUCGCCGUCAUCAACGUGGGUCUCGUGGGCUGCGUGCCGCGGGUGCGCGCGCUCGACGCGGCGGGCGCGUGCGCCGGCGGCAUGAACCAGCUUGCCGCCGGCUUCGACGCCGCGCUCGAGUCGCUGCUGGCCGGGCUCGCCCCCAGGCUGCCGGGGAUGGUCUACUCCCUCGCCGACUCCUUCGGCCUCACGAAGGAUACCUUCGCCGACCCCGCGGCGUCGGGGUACACGAACGUCGCCGGCGCGUGCUGCGGCGGCGGGCGGAUGGGCGCGGAGGCGGACUGCCUGCCCGGCUCCACGCUCUGCACCGACCGCAGCCACUACCUCUUCUGGGACUGGGUCCACCCUUCCCAGCGAGCUGCCAUGCUCACCGCCAAGGCCUUCUACGACGGCCCAGCCCGGUUCACCUCGCCCAUCAGCUUCAAGCAGCUAGCCCACAAAAUAUGAUUGAUUAUUCUACGUCGUCCUUGCUUCUUGGGAAGAAGUCUGAUCCUGUCAUGAAUUUGCCCGUGCUUUGUUUGUUUUUGUAGUACUUAUGGUUUGGUCUAAUUUUCCAUAUGAGUACUGUAAUGAAGUAAGGAAGACAUAGUAAGGACGGCGGUGGCAACUUACAUUUUGCCAUUUCCGGAUUUGCUCAAUAAAGCCUCUGUUGGGCUUGUCCCCCUGGGUUUGCAUUUUC